This is a messenger RNA of Perkinsus marinus ATCC 50983, 758 nucleotides long. RefSeq lists its product as hypothetical. Lineage: Eukaryota; Perkinsozoa; Perkinsida; Perkinsidae. Gene Ontology annotation, molecular function: GTPase activity; GTP binding. The transcript is spliced from 7 exons. The record is from RefSeq and is a predicted model, not a curated record. The annotation marks the transcript as partial.
GUCGUAGCUCAAUAUAAAGAGCAGUUGAAGGACCUCAUGGAUGAUGUAGAUAAAGAAAUCAUCAACAGCAAUGAGGUGAUGGCUCGAGAAGACUGUACAAGACUGUUGAAGACUCUAUGGCAGCCAAUAGCACACCGAUUAGAUGCUUAUGAUGAGGUCGAAGCGUACAGUCUGGACGAGGGUAUCGCCGAAUUUACGAAGGACCUUUCCAAGUUGCGAGAGGCUUAUCAGAAGGAUGCCCGAGGCCCUACCACUGUGGUGAUGGAGACCUAUACGAAAUGGAUGACGCCGAAGCAGGAGAAGGGACUUCUGGAACUUACGCGCAGACAACAGGAGGCGGCUGCUCAGCGAGCGGUGAUGAUGGAGCGAGAACGAGCUAUGGAAAGGGAGCGUGAGCGGUCUGAGAAGGAGUUGGAGGAGAGGAGGGCCAGAGAGCAGCACGAACGGGAGAGGUAUCGUCUGGAGCGUACUGAAAAGAUGAAGCAGGAGGUGAAGGAACUAGCGCACAACAUUGAGGGUAUCGACACCCCCUCUCUCGUGGAUGAGGAGACCGACGAUAGUCAACGACGAAUGACGGAGGACAUCGAGACGGAGAUGGCACAACUCCGAGGGGCGCUGGAUGAUCGAGACAAUAGGAACAGGAGGGCUCCGUCAACGGCAGCAUGCUGUAGAUGCACUAUAAUGUAGAACUAGUAAUUAGUUGCGACCUUCACCACCAACACUACUGUGCACUAGUACUUGCCAUGUUGAUACUGCUA